This is a messenger RNA of Phyllostomus hastatus (greater spear-nosed bat), 5569 nucleotides long. RefSeq names its product proprotein convertase subtilisin/kexin type 1 (gene PCSK1). Lineage: Eukaryota; Metazoa; Chordata; Mammalia; Chiroptera; Phyllostomidae. Gene Ontology annotation, cellular component: Golgi membrane; trans-Golgi network. Gene Ontology annotation, biological process: protein processing. Gene Ontology annotation, molecular function: serine-type endopeptidase activity. The record is from RefSeq and is a predicted model, not a curated record. The transcript is spliced from 14 exons. The coding region runs from base 208 to 2472 and encodes 754 amino acids.
UCAGCCGGGAGACGAAAGAACUGCACUUAGCGCUCGCCAACGCCACCGCCCAGCUUCUCCUCGCGUCCCUCCUAUCUCCUCGCAGAGCAACCGGGCGAGAAGUGGUCCAGAGCCCGAGGGUGGAAGGAGUGAAUCUUUCUGGCUUUUUUCCUAUCUUGCUUCUUUUCCCCUCUGCUUCCCACUUCUGUGCAAGCGAGUGUGUGAGCUAUGGAGCGAAGAGCCUGGACUCUGCAGUGCACUGCUUUCGUUCUCUUUUGCACUUGGUGUGCACUGAACAGUGUAAAAGCGAAGAGACAGUUUGUGAACGAAUGGGCGGCGGAGAUCCCUGGGGGACCAGAAGCAGCCUCGGCCAUAGCCGAGGAGCUGGGCUAUGACCUUUUGGGUCAGAUUGGAUCACUUGAAAAUCAUUACUUAUUCAGACAUAAAAACCAUCCCAGGAGGUCUCGAAGGAGCGCCCUUCAUAUCACUAAGAGAUUAUCUGAUGAUGACCGUGUGAUAUGGGUUGAACAACAGUAUGAAAAAGAGAGAAGUAAACGUUCCGUUCUGAGAGACUCAGCACUACAUCUCUUCAAUGAUCCCAUGUGGAAUCAGCAGUGGUACUUGCAAGAUACCAGGAUGACUGCAUCCCUGCCCAAGCUGGAUCUCCAUGUGAUACCUGUUUGGCAAAAAGGCAUCACAGGCAAAGGAGUUGUUAUCACUGUACUGGAUGAUGGCUUGGAGUGGAAUCACACAGACAUCUAUGCCAAUUAUGAUCCAGAGGCUAGCUAUGAUUUUAAUGAUAACGACCAUGAUCCAUUUCCCCGAUAUGAUCCUACAAAUGAGAACAAACAUGGGACCAGAUGUGCAGGAGAAAUUGCCAUGCAAGCAAAUAAUCACAAGUGUGGGGUCGGAGUUGCAUAUAAUUCCAAAGUCGGAGGUAUAAGAAUGCUGGAUGGCAUUGUGACAGAUGCUAUUGAAGCCAGUUCAAUUGGAUUCAAUCCUGGACAUGUGGAUAUUUACAGUGCAAGCUGGGGCCCUAAUGAUGAUGGGAAAACUGUGGAGGGGCCUGGCCGACUAGCGCAGAAGGCUUUUGAAUAUGGUGUUAAACAGGGGAGACAAGGAAAGGGCUCCAUUUUCGUCUGGGCUUCUGGGAAUGGGGGGCGUCAGGGAGACAACUGUGACUGUGAUGGGUACACAGACAGCAUCUACACCAUCUCCAUCAGCAGUGCCUCACAGCAGGGCCUGUCCCCCUGGUACGCCGAGAAGUGCUCCUCCACGCUGGCCACCUCGUACAGCAGCGGGGACUACACCGACCAGCGGAUCACGAGCGCUGACCUGCACAACGACUGCACAGAGACCCACACAGGCACCUCGGCCUCGGCACCCCUGGCUGCUGGCAUCUUCGCUCUGGCCCUGGAAGCAAACCCAAAUCUCACCUGGCGAGAUAUGCAGCACUUGGUUGUCUGGACCUCUGAGUAUGACCCACUGGCCAAUAACCCUGGAUGGAAAAAGAAUGGAGCAGGCUUGAUGGUGAAUAGUCGAUUUGGAUUUGGACUGCUAAAUGCCAAAGCUCUGGUGGACUUAGCUGAUCCAAGAACCUGGAACAGUGUGCCUGAGAAGAAACAGUGUGUUGUAAAAGAUAAUGACUUUGAGCCCAGAGCCCUGAAAGCUAAUGGAGAAGUUAUCAUUGAGAUUCCAACAAGAGCUUGUGAAGGACAGGAAAAUGCUAUCAAGUCCCUGGAACAUGUACAAUUUGAAGCAACAAUUGAAUAUUCUCGAAGAGGAGACCUUCAUGUCACACUCACCUCUGCUGCUGGAACCACCACUGUUCUGUUGGCUGAAAGAGAGCGGGACACAUCUCCUAAUGGCUUUAAAAAUUGGGACUUCAUGUCUGUUCACACGUGGGGCGAGAAUCCAAUAGGCACCUGGACUUUGCGAGUUGCAGACAUGUCUGGGAGAAUGCAAAACGAAGGGAGAAUUGUGAGCUGGAAGCUGAUUUUGCAUGGGACCUCCUCUCAGCCAGAGCACAUGAAGCAGCCUCGUGUGUACACCUCCUACAACACAGUGCAGAAUGACAGAAGAGGGGUGGAGAAGAUGACGGAGUCAGGGGAGGAGCAGCCCUUGGAAGAGAGCCUGAAGAAAAACCCCCUGACUGCAAAAAGCGGCAGCAGCAGCGGUGGUGUGGGAAACAGAAGGGACGAGCUGGCGGAGGGUGCCCCCUCCCAGGCCAUGCUGCGACUCCUACAAAGUGCUUUCAGCAAAAACUCACCACCAAAGCAAUCACCAACCAAGUCUCCAAGUGCAAAGGUCAACAUCCCUUAUGAAAAUUUCUACAAAGCCCUGGAAAAGCUGAACAAACCUUCCCAGCUUAAAGACACUGAGGACAGUCUAUAUAACGACUACGUUGACGUUUUCUAUAACACCAAACCUUAUAAGCACAGAGAUGACCGCCUGCUGCAAGCUCUGGUGGACAUUCUGAAGGAGGAAAAUUAAAAUAAGUCUGUGGUCCUGAGUUGGAAAUAUUCAUGCUUCUUCCCCUUAGAUUUUGCCUGUGCCUGAGGUAGUUGUUUUUGUCAUUGAUUCUUAUGCUUAUAAUAUCCUUGGUGAUACUUUUCCUUUUUUUCCCCAAACUGGACAUUUGAAAGAGAUGGCCUCAUAUAGUAAAUCCAGCUUCCUGAAUGGAUUGGAGCUCUUUCAAAGCAUCUCUUCUCUGCUGACACAAGUAAAGUGUUUGUUCUUUCUAGAGCCACAGUUCACCCAUGGUCCUCAAACCACUUUAGACCAGCUUCUUGGUCCCUCCCAUUUCAUCUCUCAAAAGAAAAGUCAUAAGCUGGGCAACAGAUUAAUUUAAAAAGUAAUCUGCAAGGAACGAGAGGAAGGAAAGUGUUCUGGUAACUGUCCUCUGUCUUUGCCCUGUGGUUUUUUGAAUUUUUAAAAAAGAUUUUAUUUAUUUAUUUUUAGAGAGAGAAGGGAGGGAGAUAGAGAGAAACAGCAAUGUGCAGUUGCUGGGGGUCAUGGCCUGCAACCCAGGCAUGUACCCUGACUGGGAAUUGAACCUGCAACACUUUGGUUCGCAGCCCGCACUCAAUCCACUGAGCUAUGCCAGGCAGGGCUGGUUUUUUGAAUUUUGAUGCCACAGAAGACUCUGGAAAGUUUCUGAUGAAAGAGUUCACAAUUAGACCCAGACCCUAUCUUUUCUAAUCCCAAGUACUACUGAUUCAGGGCAUGACCAUCUGGUCAUUUGGUAGGAGGGGAAGCUAGGUUACUUAGAUCCAUAAACAGGCAUCAUAGUCUGUGUUACCUGGUUUGAGAGGUGUUGGAACAUCCCUUGCCUGGCGUGCCACGUGGCAGGCCUCCGUGGGCCUGAUGGUGACUGCAGUUCACCCUCUAUGCUCUGGUCUUCCUGUUUCCCCUUCUCAUGGUUCUCCUCACUCAUCUUAGCCACAGACUAUUAAUAAAUACUGAGAAAAUUAAUUUACACUAUGUUCUUAGAACAAACUUACACUUGGUACUUGGCUAAGUCCUAGCCAUAAUUUUUUUUUUUAGCAAUAGUAACAGAAAGCCACUCAUAACACAGAGAACCAACCUAAUAACAGGAAAAUAUUCAUAUGAGAAGAGCCAGUAGGAGGUGGUGUUUGUUUUUAAAAUUGUAUUCAUUAGAAUAGGUCUUUCAGGAUCUUUGAAACUAAGUGAACAUUCCUUGACACUAAAGGCUGAAUAGUAUCCAAAUUCUCAUCAAAUUGCUUUCAAGAUUUGACUCAGACAGAGGACACAAGUUGGCAGCCCACAGACCCCAUUUGUUCUUCAGGUAGAUUUUGUCUGGCAUGUAAAAUGUUUUUAAAAUGUGAGUGAUCAUUGAAAAUAAAAGAUUUCACAUAAAACCUAAUUCACAGGCCCAUCUUCCCUUGUGGUGACAGUUGCUUGGAGCUAAGUAGCAGCUGCCCGGCUAGACUUGAAUGCCCAGUCCCCAAGGUGCUCUGCUCUGUGCUGCUUGCAGCAGCCACCUCCCUGGUGAGCGCUCAAUCGGCAUUUUAUUUUGCCCGCUGUUGCACUCAAUGAAUAUGUUCAAAGUGUAAAUGCAUUAAAAAAAUAUUCAACUUUUUUCAGACAGGAUAUGAGUGGUAAUAAUUAUGACACUUUUCCAUGACUUAAUUAAUUUAUUGGCCCCCAAAAUGGUAUUUUAAUCUCCUGAAAGUACCUCUGAUACUAGUUUGACAUGUUCAUUUAAUCUCACCAGCCCUGGAUGUCCAUUUCUCCUAAUUUGUUACUGCCAACCCACAAUCUGCCCACUCUCCCUAUGCUCACAAAAGCUCUAGUCACCUGCGGUGGCAUUCUCCCAUUGGGUGUGCUGUUUGCAAUUCCUCCAUGAAGUCUCAGCUUUAUCAGGCUACACAUAAACUAGACUAAGAAGAGAACACUAGAGUCUGUCACUUGCUUUGGUUUGAAAUGUGGUUAGUAAGACAAAAUUUCACCCCCUAUUCUACCAUAUGAAUUUGUGCAGAAUAAGGGUAAUUCCAGAGCAAUACCCAUAAAGCUUUCAGAAUGUUCUCCUAAAAGAACUGUAGUGUCACAUUGUUCUUGAAAGUUUCCCAUGCUGUUUGGUAUGGAGUGUUAGAUAGAAUUUUGAAAAUUGCGGCACAUCAAAAGUGUUAAAGCUGAAAACGACCAGGGAGUUAUGAGACAAACUUUCAACUAAAAACAAAGCUAAGGCCUAGAGAGCCCAAUAAAAAUAAUAAAUGAAAACUCAUCCUUUCCUCAUUCCUAGCCUAGUGCUAGGAAUUGUCUGAAGCUUUCUUUUUCAUUCUUCUAACAAUAUCUUUUCCUGGUUAAAACCCCAAACAGUUCAUUGGAUUGUAGCCAAAGGUUCACCCUAGAGAAGCUUUAAUAUUUAAAUAAAGUCACAUUUGAAUGUUUCCAACCUGGAGUAUAUUGUUCAGACAAAAAAAUAUUUUUGUCAGUCUUUCUUAGUGCCUGUGUGAAUUUUUGUGAAAAUGUAAAAGAGAAAAAUUAUAUAAUAUUUCCCUCAAAAUUUUAAACUAUAUUUUCUUUACAGGUAUUUAUAAUGUACCAAUGCUUUUAUCAAACAAUUUUAAAAGGCAUAAUAAAUUAAUUAUAUUCAAGAACCAAAAUUUUCAUGAGAAUAAGAAAGUUUCAUCCAAUAAAAUAUUUUUUGAAAGGCAUGUUCUUCUGUCAGUAAAAAAAAAAGUAUAAUAUGUAUGUAUUGUAUUAAAGCGAAAUUUAUCUAAUAGCCCAGUAUAAUGUAUAGCUGAGUUUAACACAUGUGGUUUUAGCAUUCUUAAGGGAACUCUCACAUUAUACAUUUGAUGUAUUAAUCAGUGUAUGUAAAAUAUGCUUAUAAAUCAGAAGAAUAAAUGAUUUAUCACUAAAUCAAAAAGGAAAAAGCUCAUGUUUCCAACAAAAAUAGGCUCUCCUCUUACUUAUUGUGUUUUCCAAAUGAACUGUCAAAAAGAAAAUUUGAAAGUUUACACUAAGAAGUUAAAUCCUUUUUAGAAAAAUGUGAAACACAAAUUCAAAAGAAUAUAAGCCCCUAUGUUCAUUGCAACAUAAUUUACAAUUGCUAACAUUUGGA